GGCUGCUCAAUUCAUCGCUCUGCUCUGUUGAUGGCAAAGAGCUGCUCUCCAGUUUUGAGAAUCGCGCAGCGGUCGCGGCAGGCCGUGUAAACGCUCCUACCGGUCCACUACAUUCGUAUUAGUGGCCACGUGCUGCAAAACUCAUCUGUGGCCCGCGCCGCCGCUUGAGCACACCACAAGAUGCUCAGUGCCUGGUCGUGGCUCGCGUGCGCCGUCGCCGCCGUGCGGGCCGCGCACCUGACGCCGGCGCAGCGCGACGCGUUCUUCGAGAACGGGCUCGUCGUGCUCGGGAAGAUGCUCGACGAGGCCGCGGUCGCGGCGAUUGAGGUGGAGUACGACCGAUUCAUGUCUGGCAUCCACGCCGAGGUGAUGGGGAAAAAUUUUACGGACAUGUCCAAGCCCUUCGGCACGCCGUUUGACGAGUGGAGUGUUAUUAAUGGUAUGUUGCCGCACCGCUACCAUCCACCGCUGCGCAACAACGCCUGGGAGCGGCUUGCUGCCGAAAUUGCUGCUGAGGUCUUUCCAGGCGUAGAGAUGGUGCAGGUGCCACGCGGCGUGACUCUUUAUCGACGCACCCGUCUCACCGGUCGAUUCGCACGCAGGACUACGACCAGCUGCUGGACAAGCGCCCCGGCAAAGGUGACGCCGUCUUCGCGAUGCACCAGGACAUGGCAUAUUGGCCGCCGGCGUCCCUCACGGCCAACGACACGCGCACCGUCACCCUUACCUUAGCGAUCGACGACGAAACGGCAGAGAACGGCUGCAUUCGCUACGUGCCGGGGAGCCAGAAGGAAAAGAAGCUCCGGCCGCACCGGCCGCUCGCGAAAUCUCGCGAGGAAGGCCACGCCGUAGUUGCGGAGGUUGCGGACGACGAGGAGAUACGCCUUGCCGAGGUUCCAAGAGGAGGUGUGACACUACACGACGAGUGGGUCGUCCACGGCUCGCCGGGCAAUCAGUCGCCGCGGCACCGGCGGACCUACGUGAUCGCCUUCCGCACGAGGGCCAUCGUCGACGCCGAGAGGAAAGCGGGCUUUACGCAUAGCCACAACGACGACGUCAACUGGGACGUGUUCAACCCUGAGAUCGCCGCCGCCGCCGCGCGGACGGAACUGUGACUG
This is a messenger RNA of Pelagomonas calceolata, 1118 nucleotides long. Lineage: Eukaryota; Pelagophyceae; Pelagomonadales; Pelagomonadaceae. The record is from the annotation of a GenBank genome assembly.